Molecule: messenger RNA, 462 nt
Organism: Sinocyclocheilus rhinocerous
Lineage: Eukaryota; Metazoa; Chordata; Actinopteri; Cypriniformes; Cyprinidae
Product: hephaestin-like protein 1
Exons: 3
Molecular function (GO): copper ion binding
Source: RefSeq, a predicted model, not a curated record
GACCCAUCAUUAGAGCUGAGGUUGGUGAGAGGAUUCAAGUUGUGUUUAAAAACAAUGCCAGGAGGCCAUAUUCUAUUCAUGCCCAUGGAGUGAAGGCCAGUAAAACCCAUCAGGACGGUGUUCAACCAGGUCAUAUACUGACAUACAACUGGACCAUUCCAAAACGAUCAGGUCCGGGUCCCAGUGAUCCAAACUGUAUAACGUUUGCCUACUACUCCUCUGUCAGCUUAGUUGAGGACUUGAUGAGUGGUUUGGUGGGUCCACUGAUAGUGUGCCGCAAAAACACCCUGAACAGCGACAGACGUAGAAAAGACAUUGAUAAAGAGUUUGCCCUCCUUUUUAUGGUGUUUGAUGAAAAUGAGUCCCACUACCUGGAUGAAAACAUAAAAACUUACCUCAAAGCAGACCCAGAAAACUUUGACAAAUAUGAUGGGGACUUUAUGGAGAGCAACAAAAUGCAUG